AUGGCUUUAAUAAAUGAAACGGCAGAAAAAUACAUAACGUUGAUAGACAAGCUUUUGGAACGUACGCCGUGUUCAAGGGAUGAUUUAUUUUAUGUAGAUAUUGGUUGCGCUUAUCAAGCAAUGGAUUGUAUACCACAUGCACAAAAAUAUGUGGAGCACUUGCUGAAUCGAGAUCAUUUUAGAAAUGUACCUGGCGUUUGGUUCAUUUAUGGUCAAUUGCUCACUGCUCGGAAGAAGCUAAAAGAUGCAUGUAUUGCUUUUAUGCACGUUAUUGAUUUACAACCAUCGCACGUUGAUGCACGGAUUAAUUUGUCAACAAUACAACAACGUCUCGGAAUGACAGAACAGGCUUUUGAAACUCUUAAAGAUUAUGAUCUUGACACUGGAAGCUUUUUGCCGGAUGAGCGUUUGCUAAUAAGGCAAGCUGAUUUUCUUUUCAAGCAAAAACGCAUUGAGCAAUUUGUGAAAUGUGUUCGAAUGUUGCUUGCGCCUCAUUUUUAUGUGGUCUAUAAGGAACUUCCAAUUCGGAGAAGGUGGAUGACACUUGGAGUUGGGAAGCCUGGUACAUUUUCAUGUAAUGGGUUGCGUAGGACUUCUCUAAAUGCAGUGCGAGGUAGUCAACUGGAAAAAUAUGUGAAGCGAUUGGGAUCUUUAGCUGUCGCUGAACAACGGCCCUUAAAUGAUAUGACAGACGUCCAGAUGCAUGAUUAUAGUGUGAAGUUGAUAGAAACACUAUUAAAUGAAAAUCGAUUUAUUGAAGCAUUACAAGUGUGUUGCUAUACUUUCCUCCACCCAGCAAUAAAUAAAAGUUACCAAACCUUCGAAACUUUCCAAUGCUUACUACUUUAUUGUUCAUUCAAAGCAAAAAGUUGGAACCUAGCAUUUGAACAUAUGCGUUGGCUUUAUACUUCAUCCAUGAGCAAUGAUCGUCUUAUUUCAUCUGCUGAUCGUGAUCUUUUAUUCGUUCGUAUAUUUAAUGCUAUGAAUUAUAUUUUCUGCCAUUCUCAAAAUGUUUCUUAUCACCGUUAUAUAAUGCGGUCAUUGUCAAAAAUUCCCGGGAAUAUUGCUUUGCAGAUGAUUUCUGGAAACAAUUCUCUCGUAACAGGAGCAUAUCGUCAUGCCUUAGGUGAAUAUCUUCGAGUGUGGUUUCAAGUACCUGAUAAUCCUUUGGUUUGUCUUCUUAUCGCUUUGACAUUCUCGCAUAUGGCUUGUAAAAAAGAUAUUGCUAGUCGUCAUAUGAUUUUGUUAAGGGCAUACGCAUUUAUGAGUCGCUAUGAAAAGUUGCGUGGGAUACCACAAGAAUCGUACUAUAAUAUUGCGAGAAUGUUUCAUCAGAUAAAUUUUCUUCAUGUUGCUAUGUAUUUCUAUGAAAAAUGUUUAGAGGGCACAUAUUAUAUAUGGAAUGCAAUAUUAUUGAAAUUUCAGACAGAAGUGGUGCGGAUGGCAGUUGUGAACAAUGAAACGUACGAAGAUGAAGUUGUAGUGGCUAACUGUUACGAUUUACGUCCGUUGGCUGCACAUAAUCUUGCUUUGAUAUAUGAAAAGAGUGGGAAUACAGCAAUGGCUCGAUAUAUAAAGAGAAAAUAUAUCACCGUUUAG
Molecule: messenger RNA, 1599 nt
Organism: Dracunculus medinensis (Guinea worm)
Lineage: Eukaryota; Metazoa; Nematoda; Chromadorea; Rhabditida; Dracunculidae
Source: the annotation of a GenBank genome assembly